UGUCAGGCAAUAUAUCACAAGUACAUCUUUCUGAACAGAAUGAAUCUUCUAUCUACCCUCCUUUCAGUAACCCUCGUUUAUCUCAAAUUGUGCAGGAAGAAGUUAGCGCUCCUAUAUUGGCACGUCGUGCUUCAAUGCCAGUAAUGGCUUUUCCUUCUCGAUUUUCUGAACCUGUACAGCAAGAUGGUACAAUGCCGAUGGACGUUGACCUGAAGGAAACUCCUUAUUCUCGUUCUCCUGAAUUGAGGAUAUCACAUAAAUUGGCUGAACGUAAAAGGAGAAAAGAAAUGAAAGAACUUUUUGAUGAACUUAGAGAUUCAUUACCUGUAGAUAAAAGUUUGAAGACAAGCAAGUGGGAGAUUUUGAGCAAAGCCGUCGAGUUCAUAAACAAUCUAAAGCAUAGUCAAGAUGAAAUGACCAAAGAAGUUGAAUCAUUGAGACAACAGCUUGCUGCGUUAAAAGGAUGUGGCAACGG
This is a messenger RNA of Funneliformis mosseae, 475 nucleotides long. The record is from the annotation of a GenBank genome assembly. NCBI's taxonomy places the organism in Eukaryota, Fungi, Glomeromycota, Glomeromycetes, Glomerales, Glomeraceae.